Molecule: messenger RNA, 1174 nt
Organism: Setaria italica (foxtail millet)
Lineage: Eukaryota; Viridiplantae; Streptophyta; Magnoliopsida; Poales; Poaceae
Product: ras-related protein RABA5c
Exons: 2
Coding region: 237-890 (217 amino acids)
Cellular component (GO): endosome
Molecular function (GO): GTPase activity; GTP binding
Source: RefSeq, a predicted model, not a curated record
CCACCACACCUCCGGCCCGGCCACCAGUGGAGGCGCCCCGCCCCCGCCCCCGCGCCGCGCCGCGCCGACCUGACCCGCGCCGCGUUCGGCCAAAACCCACCGCGAAACCGCUACAAAUCUCGCGCAUUCCCGAGGCGACGACGUGCGGGCGCGGCGAGGCGCGGCGGCAGCCACAUACAGCGAGGGAGCCUCCGGAGCAGGUCCGUCCCCGGGCGCCGCGAGCGAGCGAGCGAGCGAUGGGGGACGACUCGGAGGGCGAGGCGGAGGAGUACCUCUUCAAGGUGGUGAUCAUCGGGGACAGCGCGGUGGGGAAGAGCAACCUGCUCUCGCGCUACGCGCGCAACGAGUUCAACCUCCACUCCAAGGCCACCAUCGGGGUCGAGUUCCAGACCCAGAGCAUGGACAUUGACGGCAAGGAGGUCAAGGCCCAGAUCUGGGACACCGCGGGCCAGGAGCGCUUCCGCGCCGUCACCUCCGCGUACUACAGGGGAGCCUUCGGCGCGCUCCUCGUCUACGACAUCUCGCGACGCUCCACCUUCGAGAACGUCGGCCGAUGGCUCCAGGAGCUCAACACGCAUUCCGACACUACUGUAGCCAAGAUGCUGGUGGGCAACAAAUGCGAUCUGGACAACAUCCGCGAGGUGCCCGUCGAGGAAGGCAAGGCGCUCGCGGAAGCCGAGAGCAUGUUCUUCAUGGAGACCUCGGCCCUGGACGCCACCAACGUGGAGACGGCCUUCGAGAUCGUCAUCAAGGAGAUCUACAGCAACGUGAGCCGGAAGAUCCUGAACUCGGACUCGUACAAGGCCGAGCUCUCCCUCAACAGGGUGAGCAUCGACGGCGACUCGAAAGACGACCAGAAGCAGCAGGCAAGCCGGUUCGGGUGCUGCUAGGUGGGGUUAGAGUACAUUGUUGUUGGGAUAUUGGAUUGGGUCUCGCUGAGAUAUGAAUAUGAUAUGAAGUUUUUGUUUUUGGUUAUUGAUAUUGCCUGUAAACUGUAAAAUCGACUCUCUUGGUUUGCUGUUGUUACACCCGAGUUGCGGACUACAAGAGUGGGGAGGAAAGGGAAGGGAAUAGUUGCUACUGGAGCGCCAACUGCGUUGCGCUGUUCACUGGAAGAGUCGUGUAACUCGAUUUGUCAGGUUUUGUAAAGAUUGUUGGAGCACAAGUUUUCGCU